AUGCGAAGCGACUUUGUUCGCCACACCCGCAGCCUCAGCCAGUCCUCGCGACGAUCGGUCAGCAGCGACGGCGUCGUCGACGAGGAAGAUGACGAGCCGUUCUCGGCCGACACAGUAGUCGCGGCGGAAACGGGCUCGAAGUCAGACAUCCGCCGUCCUCAACCAGUUCAGGAUUUGAGAACCAAGGUCCGGGUCAAGAACAGAUUUCCGCGGCCCGGCGUGCUGCCUGUGGGUGUUGGCGGUCUCGGCGACAAGAACGACUCGCGGGAGUCUCACCAGGGGUACGGAAACACUGAUCGUGCUCUCAUGGACGACGCGCCCUCGCAUGCCACGAUCGUUAGCCAACAGGCCCGCGAGGAUGGUAUCAACCCUUAUACCAACGAACCGGCCCGAGACUCGCAGAUGGUGCCCGACUAUGACAACAACCAGUACUUCAACCAGUCUCAGACGCAAAACUACAUCGUCCCCGUCGCUGGCGUUCAGCGUUCGUCGAGCCAGCGCUCCCAGCGGUCUCAGCCCUCCCAGACGCAGUCGAGCCAGACGAAUCAAAACCCCGGCGUCAUCGCACCCCUCGUCGUAGGCGGCGACGUGCAACACCACACUUCAGAAUCUCAAGAUCGCUCGCUGGAGACCCCUGGCGGCAACGGCCAGUACGGCCAGUGGAUGAACGGACACAGCGACGGCCAGCGUAUUGAUGGCGUCCAGCCUGUGCCCUCGCAGGCUGCUCACCAGCCUGCGUACCAGGCGGCCAAUGUCCAUGACGCUCGCGACGUGAGCGUCAAGCCCGUCUUUGUGGCUGCCGGCCACCGAAACGACUGGAACGGACAGUUCCAGCAGCAACCCGAGAACAAUGCCACCGACGGGUCUCUGACGAGCCCGACGCAGGCCAACGCCAACUACACCCUCGCUCAGCCCCAGCCCGUGCGACCCACGUCGACCAACAUGCGGACCGACAGCGUGCCCACCAUUUCCAACCUUCACGUCCCAGGCGAAUAUCCCAAGGCGACCCCUACCACCGAGUCGUUCGACAAGCGCCUCGCCUAG
This is a messenger RNA of Verticillium alfalfae VaMs.102, 1044 nucleotides long. RefSeq lists its product as hypothetical. Bases 1 to 1044 code for a protein of 347 amino acids. The transcript is spliced from 3 exons. The record is from RefSeq and is a predicted model, not a curated record. NCBI's taxonomy places the organism in Eukaryota, Fungi, Ascomycota, Sordariomycetes, Glomerellales, Plectosphaerellaceae.